GAGCAGCAAUUCUGACCGGCAGAUACCCGUACAAACUUGGGCGGCAGGGACACGUGCUGGAUCAUCUGGAACCCACUGGGCUAACAACGACAGUGCCGCUUCUGGCAGAGGAGCUGUCACACCUGGGAUACUCCACACAUGCUCUGGGAAAGUGGCACCUUGGAUACUGCAACUGGUCAUACACGCCAACAGCGCGAGGCUUCGACUCGUUCUCGGGUUUUUAUCUUGGCUCGCAGGACCACUACUCACACACUGCUUGGGUCAGCAAAGAUACGGGAGGCUUCGACUACCGUGCCAAUGCCAGCCCCGACUGGGAUGCUCGCAACCAGUACUCUUCGGCAUGCUGAAUGCACUAGACGAAGCUGUAGGAAGAAUCGAGAAGGCUCUUCUGCACUACGGAUACUGGAAUAACACGCUGCUGGUAUUUAGCAGUGAUAAUGGUGGACAAAUUCUUUUCGGCGGGAACAAUUGGCCGCUGCGGGGAAACAAGAACACCCUGUGGGAGGGUGGUACCCGAGUGCCGGCUUUCGUAGCAGGACCAGUACUCAAGAAGUCCGGCUACACAAACAACAAAGUAGUGCACGCGGUCGACUGGUUUCCGACCCUGUUGGACGCGGCCGGCAAGAGAGAUGAGCCCGGAAGCAUCGACGGAGUGAACCAGUGGAAGGUUUUGAGCGAGGAUGCAGCUCAAGUGCGCCACCGAUUCGUCUACAACAUCCGAAAGCGCGCACAUUUGGAAGGAGCGAUCAGAGACGGCGACUACAAGUUCAUCUUAGGUGACGCUGGCCACCCGAAUGGCUGGUAUCCGGAACCUGAUUUCGAUGAACAUUUUAAAAAGCAAGACUUCGGGAACAUAUCGCGUGCCCUCUUCAAUGUUCGCACCGACCCGGAAGAGAAGCAUGACCUGUCGUCGUCGCAGCCACAGCUCGUAAAGUUGCUCGAAAAACGGCUGCGGAGGCUCGCGCGCAGCAUGGUUCCCGAGGACAACCCAAGCGCCGAUCCACGCGGUGACCCUCGGCGGUGGGGCGGAGUGUACACGCCCGGGUGGUGCAUGCCGCGCAGGUAGCGCGGCAACUUCAAGUGACGAGUGCGCAGAUGUGACAGCUCUUCUGAGACGAGCCCGUGCCCCAGUAAUGAUGGAAAACGCGAGGAUAUUGAGAGACAAUAAAUACGUAUAGACACAA
Rhipicephalus microplus (southern cattle tick) is the source of this 1184-nucleotide messenger RNA. Its product is annotated as arylsulfatase B. The record is from RefSeq and is a predicted model, not a curated record. NCBI's taxonomy places the organism in Eukaryota, Metazoa, Arthropoda, Arachnida, Ixodida, Ixodidae. Gene Ontology annotation, molecular function: sulfuric ester hydrolase activity.